GCCUUAAUCGACUGAUUCCCGACUGAGCGAGGAACUCCAUGCAAAAGAUGUCACUUGAAAGUGGGAUUCAGUGUUUGCAACAAAAAUUGGAAGAAGCAGAGGAAGCACUUCAGAAAGCAGCUCAAUAUGGACUUCAACUUUUGAAUGACAAAGUGGAUCUGCAGAAUAAGUUGGAGGAGCAACGAAUUGAGAUGACAGCUAUAAUUGAGGGCCUUGAGCAAGAAAAAUAUUCCCUUCACAGAGAAGUUGAGUUGAAGGGUCGAAUACUGGACAGUCUUCGUUCAGAAUUUGAUAUUGUUAAAAGUCAACAAAAAGGUCUUUUGGAACAGCAGCAAGCAAUGCUGGAAAGGAAUAAAGCAACAGAAAUCAAAGGCUUAAAAACAGAGAUGGAGAAAAUGAAGGGUGAUCUAGAAGAGGCUGAGCUUCUUAACAAACAACUGAGACACAAGCUGGAGUUGCAGUCCUGCACCUUAAGCAGCAAAACAGAGGAGCUCCGCAAACUAACAGAAUGUGCCUCUGAAACUAUGUCCUCAGAGAUUUUAGAGCUGCAAGUACAUAAGAUGGAUCUAGAAUCAUCUAUGGCUCUUUUAGAGCAGGAACAUCAAGAAUUGCAAUACAAAGAACAGCAGCUGCAGCUGGCUAAUUGCAUUCUCCAGAGGCAACUGGAGACCCUCACAAACACAAGAGAAGAAAAGGAAAAAGAGGCAGCAUCAAUCUACAUUGCUUUAGAGAAAUCCAGGGAAGCCAACCAGGAUCUUCAGAUACAGUUGGACCAGAUAUUGCAACAGGCACAGGAUCCAAACAGCAAAGGCAAUUCAUUGUUCUCUGAGGUGGAGGACAAGCGUGCAGAAACGGAAAGACAGUUAAUUAGUAUGAAAGUGCAGUUCCAGUCUCUUCAAAAGCAACAUGCCUUUAGCAAACAGCAGAUGCUUCGGAUGAAGGUGCAGAUAUCUAAUCUUAUGCAUCUCCAGGGCACUCGAGCUGACCCAGCCCAGCUUGAGCGGUUACAGUUUAUGUUGUCAGAAAAAAACAGUGAAAUUGAGGCCUUGAUGAGUAAAGUACAACAGCUUGAGAAGAAAACAACUGAGAAUCAGUCCUCCACUGCAUACUCUAAAGAAAUUGACUUUGUGGAUGAGACAUACUACACUGAUCUAUUAAAAAUGCAGCUCUCAAAUUCCAAGAAAGCUGCAGAGAAACUGAAGAAUGAGCUGUCUAUGGCAAGAAUGAAGGCUCUUUCUGAAAGUCAGAGAGUACUUGAAUUGGAGAGGAAAGUGUUUGCAGCAGAGAAUGCCCUGAAGCAGAGACAGAGUGAUAGUAUUAAGCUCCAAGUAAAAAUUGAAGAACUCCAGAUGAAAUAUGAGUCUAACGAAGUCAAUAAGGAGCACACUCAGAAGUGCAAGCGAGAAAAAAUUCUAGUGAACCUUACCAAGGAAGGAACUGACAGCACAGAGCGCAGGACUCUGGACAAAGAUGUAGAUACUCUUCCUUGUUUAUCUGAGAACCGAGAUCUGACAUCGCCCCAGCCACCUCAAGCCCUAGAUUGCAAUUCUGCCUUGCCCUGUGAUGCAAAGUCUGUCAAUAUCUCCCAAGUUGAGGCAAUCUCUGUGCCUGUUCCCCCAAGGUGUUUAGUGGAAGAUUGCAGUAGCAAGCAGAAAAUGGUUACAUGGGCUCAGGAAGGGGAUAACUGGAUAGCAGACAGGAGGAAAAACCACGAAGCACCAGUUUAUAUUGACAAAGAGAACACCAUGGAGAGACAGUGUGCUCAACAGUAGUAAUUAAUUAUCUUUAUUCAGUGCCAUAAAAUAAGUAUUUGUCCUGUUGUCUGUGUAUGAUUGUCACGCCAAAUGCUUUUAGAUCAUUAUACAAAAUGUACUAUAAGGGAAA
Messenger RNA from Trichomycterus rosablanca, 1884 nucleotides. RefSeq names its product spindle apparatus coiled-coil protein 1 (gene spdl1). The transcript has 12 exons. Gene Ontology annotation, molecular function: kinetochore binding. The record is from RefSeq and is a predicted model, not a curated record. Lineage: Eukaryota; Metazoa; Chordata; Actinopteri; Siluriformes; Trichomycteridae. Gene Ontology annotation, biological process: establishment of mitotic spindle orientation; mitotic spindle assembly checkpoint signaling; protein localization to kinetochore. Gene Ontology annotation, cellular component: spindle pole; outer kinetochore. The coding region runs from base 39 to 1772 and encodes 577 amino acids.